CGCUCUAAUCAUACUUGGUGGACGGUGUGUGGCGUGUCGACGGCUCCAAGAACACUCCCGCAGGUACACGCCUCUCCCCCCUCUCUCUCUCUGACAUCUCCCGCCAUCACAACGUCAAGUCCCCUCGCUUGUUCCCGCCAAGAACAGAGGUUUACCGGAGAUCAAACGACCACACACACAAAAAGGAAGCCAACAAAGAAAGUUGCAGCAGCGACAAGAUCAAACAGUCACUUGUCUUCUCCCUCCGCCGCGGAGUCUUAAAUCCUGCUCGUCCUCCUGAACCUGCCGGCGUCACCCAGGCCGACGACGAGGAGGUUGUUGGCGCGUCACUCCGGCUGAAGGGAGACCCCAGCUGGUUCACCGUCGCUCUUGGACGCAGUCUUCCCAUCCGCGACACCUCGCCGCCCUCGCCGCCCCGCCAGCAGCCAUGGUCCGCGGUGUACCAAGUGUGGUGAUUGUGGUGGUGGGCCUCGCCCUCCUCACCAGCCAGGCUUGGGGCAGCUGUUCCCAGUUCGGGCACUCGUGCUUCGGUGCCCACGGCAAGAGAGACGGAGGGGAGCAGUACCCCCGCCAGCAGGAACCCUCCCCACUAUACCCCGAGGUCAACCCCCUCGCGGAGUUCGAAACCAGGCAGGACCUGCCCGUCGACGAAGUUCCAGCUGUCACCAACCGAGAAAUCGUCGCUAACGUCCGAAACUGGCUGGCCGUCCUCAGCCGCCGACUUCGUCAGAAGACGUCGUCUCAGGCGUCCCCCUCUGCGCAGUCCAUCGGCUACUUCAAGUAAACGUUCGUCUUUGUCGCCGUCGCCGCCAGCAGCAGAGCCUUCCUUCCUUCUUCCCUUUUCCUCCCCUACAGAAAAUGGACGUUCACUCUGAAAUCCCCGUUCGACGAUAUGAAAACAAACGUAAGGUUUAAUUAUUGACGUCCAUAGAACAACGAAGCGCGAGUUCUUGGAUGACACUGAGGUAGAAAACGGAGCCUGAUGUCGAUGACCGCACCAAGGGUAAACGACGGCAUCUUAGACCAAGACGCUGCAAGAAAACACUUCACAUUUUUAAUGGCGCUCAACAAACUAAAAGAGAGUACUGAAACAGUAUCCCUCAGUUAGCUGAUCUUACAUAAACCUCUUCUCACCAUUUUAAACUUAUUUAUUUUUGAAUUCUUGCAAAUGCUGGCAGGUGUAGCUUGCAGUAAGGACAAUCAUUGUUAAAAGGUUCCUUUAGUAUGGUUCUGGUAACAGAUACUCCACAACGCUGUAAGCAUAGAAGGUGUAGAUAAAACAUUACUGAUAUUUAUUUGGGGGUGGGGAGGGGGGGGGAUUCUGAUGCGCCUUAUGUUCACUCGUUAAAGUUAGGGCCGCCUGGGAUAUGUAUCAUGUAUUACACUUACACUCAUCCUUAUAACCUUUCUUCCCUCUAGGCUUCCUUGACCACUCUUUGCUCCUUUCUCCCUCAACCCUUAUAUGUCCCCCCCGCCCCCCUCUUCUCCUCCGUAUAAUCACCAGGGCUCUGUUUUCGUACAGAGGAAUAUUUCUCCUUUCUUUUUCUCCCUCCUUCCCUUCACCGCCUCCACUUCUUCGUUUUGUUACAUCUUCCUCUCUCUCCCUCUCUCUCUCUCUCCCCCCUUCCCACUUCUCACCCCCACCCUACAGCCUAGCCUGGAGAGUUGAGUGCGCCGUGUGGUGCCAAGUCAUGACAACCCACAUCACCUGAAGGAAUUGGUUGCCAGUAUGAUCGUCAGUUUGUGUGUGUACGGAUUGGUGUACGUGCACACUCACCUAGCUGUUCCUGCAGGAUCGACUUUCAUCUCUUGGACCCCACCUUUCCACCCAUCGGCUGUUGAAUGCAAAUACUAUCGACCAAACUUUCUAUCAUAUCUACAUUUAAAUUAUUAAUGAGGUUGGCUUCUAAAACUUCAUUGUUUAUUUCAUUCCAUAUUCCUACUCUUACGCUGAAAAUCUUUUCAGCCUCAUCUGUUACAAGCUUCCACUUACGCCCCCGCAAGAAACUGUGUGCGUUUAUGUGCGUGUGCGCGCGUGUGCGUGUGUGCGGGAGUGGGGGGAGGGGGGGGAGGGUAGAUGCUUGCUCACCUGGGGGGAGUGUACUCACCUAAUGUGCUUGCCAGGUGGAAUUAUGCUAGCCCCGCAUUCAGAAAGUUCUUAGAUUAAUGCAAAUACUCAUUUCUCACGCCUUUAUCAUAUUUACAAUGUGUGUGCGUGUGCGUGUGCGGGGGCGGGGGCGAGAGUUUCCCAGAGGUGUGGUGUUGGGUGGGGAACAAUGGCCGUCUGAUCAACAAUGACACUUGUCUGUCCUCCGUCUAAACUUCCUCAUCCCAACCCCGCUGUUCUCAGUCCUCUCACACUUCCAUCACUUCCUCCAAUGUUCAGGAAUGAAUGGCUGGUUUAUGACAAUUCUUCGAUAGAUAUGAAUUCCGACCGACACUUGCCACUCUUCCUCUCCACCACGUUCAUCACCGUAUCUACCGCCAUUAUUUCCAGCCCUCUCCACCACCAGCAGCAGCAGCAGCAGCAUCGCCGCUGUCACUACCCUCCUUCGCCUCUGUAGUUACUUUCCACCACCCACCACGUCUUGCUAAUUUCUCCACUACAACUAUACCACCGUCACUACUCUCAUUCAUGACCUCCCAUUUCGCUGCCCCUCCUUCCUCCAAUCAUUAUUACCUAAAUGAUGACAGGGUAACGUAUAUAUAUAUAUAUA
This is a messenger RNA of Procambarus clarkii (red swamp crayfish), 2717 nucleotides long. RefSeq lists its product as uncharacterized. NCBI's taxonomy places the organism in Eukaryota, Metazoa, Arthropoda, Malacostraca, Decapoda, Cambaridae. The record is from RefSeq and is a predicted model, not a curated record.